AUGAACGGAAAAGAAAUUUCUAAUUAUCCUGAAAAUUCAAAUAUAGUAUGGAAAAAUAAUAAACUUCAAUGUUCAAUAAAUUAUGUUAAUGAUAAACCUACAUAUGUAGUAAAAUUUGGUAAUAAUUUUUCCAAUCAAGUUGUUUCAAGUAAAUCUCCUUCAGAUGCGACUACAUUAUUUCAUAACCAAGUGCUUGAUGAUUUUACAAAUAUAUCAAAAAAUCAUUACAAUCCUGUAGAUAAACCUAUUUUGGAAAAAGUUCAAUUUUUUGUGAAUAAUUAUAAAUUUAAGGUAAAUGUAAAUGAAAAUUUGAUAACAAAAGAAUGUAAGAAUGAAGCAAUGGUGAUGGUGGUUGAUAAUGGACAAAUUUCUCGAGAUGCCUACAGAAAAUUAACUACAAUUGAAGAUGAAUUACCACGUGAAUGGACAAUUGCUGAGAAACGAACACAAAUUAAUAUACGGAUGAAUGAUAGAAUUAAGAUAAACACAGUUAUAAUGCCACAACAUAUGGAUAUAAAUUCAAAUGAAAGUUUUGACAUUUUUGAUCCAGAGGUUAUUGAAGAAGUAACAACGUCAGUUGGAAAAGGUGGUAAAAGAAGUUUAAAAGAUGUAUUUAAAUUUAUAGUACCAAACUUAAUAAAGAGAGAAGACAUUGAAAAUAUACAUAAUCCUAAUUAUCACUAUACAGUAGUAUUGUACCCUGGUUUAGAAAAUUAUGAAUCCUUAGAUAUAUUAACAAUUUCAUUUCGAGAAGAAUUACAAGAAUUGAAAGAAAUAGGAAUAAACAUUAAUGGAGUUAAUUGGACGAUUAACAUGUAUUUUAGCUCAGACUGGAAAUUUCUUACAAUUUGCUUAGGUUUUAAUUCAGCAAAUAGCUUAUUUUUUUGCCCGUGA
Molecule: messenger RNA, 894 nt
Organism: Rhizophagus irregularis DAOM 181602=DAOM 197198
Lineage: Eukaryota; Fungi; Glomeromycota; Glomeromycetes; Glomerales; Glomeraceae
Source: RefSeq, a predicted model, not a curated record